AUGGCUCCGAUCAAGAAAAAAGCGCUAGUCAACUGCGAUAUGGGAGAAGCUUACGGGAACUGGGCUUGCGGCCCAGAUCUUGAGCUGCUUCCCUUGAUCGACAUCGCUAACAUCGCCUGUGGUUUUCACGCUGGUGACCCUCUGAUCAUGUUGGAGACAGUACGGAACUGCAAAUCUCACAACAUUCUGGUGGGAGCGCAUCCCGGUUUACCUGACAUCCAAGGGUUCGGACGACGUGAAAUGAAGCUCUCUCCGGAUGAGCUCACAGCAAUUACUAUCUACCAAGUUGGUGCUCUCCAGGGUUUCUUGGAUCGCGAAGGGGUCCGCCUCAAUCAUGUAAAACCGCACGGUGUUCUUUAUGGAAUGAUGUGCAGGGAUUAUGAGGUAUCCAAGGCUGUCAUGCUAGGGAUUCCUAAGGGAGUCCCUGUCUUUGGAUUACCUGGAACAAACAUGGAAAAGGCUGCCAAUGACUUGGGGAUCGAAUUUCGGGCUGAGUUCUAUGGCGAUGUCAAAUACGAUUCUAAGGGAAUGCUUGUGAUUGAUCGGAAGAAGAAGCCGUGGGAUCCUGCAGAUGUUGAGAAGCAUGUUCGGCAACAACUUGAGGAGCAGUCUGUGACGAGCGUUGAUGGGACUGUAGUCCCGCUCCCUAUCAAGGACUAUGAUGUAUCCAUCUGUUGUCACUCAGAUUCGCCAGGGUGUGUUGAAAUCAUCAAAGCAACGAAGAAGGUGGCGGACGAGUUUAAUAAGAAGUAUGGAUUUUGAGCGGAUGUGUACAUAUUUCCAGGUACAAAUCGGAAUCUUCAGUAUUCAAACCUUCGCAGGCCAGAAUAAGGGUGAUGUUGGGAAAUAGGGUCGAAUUUUUUGGUGCACAUUUCUGUCCGCUGACUUCCCUUGGGAAUCAACCCAUCCACACUGCAAGUGUCACUGAUAAGAACGGAGUAAAUGUAUCCCUCAUGGACCACGAAAUGGAAAGUUGUAUGUUCUCCCGAUGUAAAGGUUCGCGAAAGUAAGCGUGCUUUUCUCAUCUCGUAUUCUAACAUGAAGUGAUGAAUGGCGGAGAAUAGUAAGCCCUC
This is a messenger RNA of Aspergillus versicolor CBS 583.65, 1073 nucleotides long. Its product is annotated as LamB/YcsF family protein. Gene Ontology annotation, biological process: carbohydrate metabolic process. The transcript is spliced from 2 exons. Bases 1 to 762 code for a protein of 253 amino acids. Lineage: Eukaryota; Fungi; Ascomycota; Eurotiomycetes; Eurotiales; Aspergillaceae. The record is from RefSeq and is a predicted model, not a curated record.